Molecule: messenger RNA, 944 nt
Organism: Engraulis encrasicolus (European anchovy)
Lineage: Eukaryota; Metazoa; Chordata; Actinopteri; Clupeiformes; Engraulidae
Exons: 8
Coding region: 45-944 (299 amino acids)
Source: RefSeq, a predicted model, not a curated record
GCUUUCAACGACCACUUUGUCUGCUGUUUAAAUAUUCCAUUCUCAUGGGCUCUGUAAUUUGCAUCUUACUGUUCUUUCUGGGACUAGUAACUAAAACCACACUGCAAGCAGAUACAAUCCACGCUGCACGUAUUUUCGGGUCCUCACAUGUUAACUUUGGGGAUACCAAAGAUAUAAAGUGCAGUGCUUUUGGAUACAAGAAACCUGAAGAACGCGUCUACGUUUACCUGUGCAAAAAUGGAGCCGGGAUAGACAGCAUGGAAACCGAAUGUCCGGACUCCAUUUUCCUGAUUAGAAAUGCCAAGAAAGAAGACUCUGGAAACUACAGCUGCAUGUUCUCCAGAACAAAAUAUCACCCCAAAGAUGUAAAAGGACAGGGAGAAAAUGCAAUCUUCCUCCAAGUGAUUGACAGAGUGUAUCCAGCGGUCAUUGCUGGAAAUGGGUCUGAGGUGAAACCAGACGCAGACGUGGACUUCACAUGCAUCUCAAAAGAUGCCCCAGACACUCCCGUCCUGCUGGCGUACCUCUGCCUGAACGAAAUCAUCAUCCGUGUUGAGAUGUGGGACUCUCGGAGGAAAGAGGCUGUCUUCCGUCAAAGGAGAGUGCGGGAGAGCGACACGGGCAACUACAGCUGCGUGGUUUCAGCGCGUCCCCUUAACACAACAGAGUUGAACAUGUGUGGGAACAACUCCGUGUCCCUGCGGGUUUCAGGAAACCACAGUACUGAAUCUCCUCCCGGGGUCACUUCAUCCUCCACUGAAGUGGCGUUGGCGCCUCUGUUCCUGCUGCCUUCGCUGGUCCUGCUUCUGCUUCUGAUGAUACUGCUCUGGAAGAAUGGAAAAUGUACGUGUAAGAGGUCCUGGACAAAUAUGCCCGAUGAUAGCGUCUAUGAAGAGGUUAUGGUAUACGACACCAAUGGACAGGACCAAGUGACACCAAGGUAA